Rana temporaria (common frog) is the source of this 755-nucleotide messenger RNA. Its product is annotated as platelet glycoprotein Ib alpha chain-like. The record is from RefSeq and is a predicted model, not a curated record. The transcript is spliced from 12 exons. The coding region runs from base 1 to 525 and encodes 174 amino acids. NCBI's taxonomy places the organism in Eukaryota, Metazoa, Chordata, Amphibia, Anura, Ranidae.
AUGAGUCACAGAAAUUUGAAUGGUUCCAUAGCCAACAAUGGGGUGCGCAACUUGUCAUGCAAUCCAGAACUGUCAGUAAAAGAAACACAGUUGCUGGUCGUUAAGCAGUCCUCGUUUAUUUUAAUGAAGCUCCCCGCUAAGAAAGGUGCUGGACCAGAUGUUAAAAAAACAAUUGCUCUUCCAGCUGUACCUCAGGCACCAGACACAACAACAGCUGCUGUUCCAACUCCACCUUUGACACCAGACACAACAGCAGCUACUGUUCCAACUCUACCACCGACACCAGACACAACAGCAGCUACUGUUCCAACUUUACCACCGACACCAAACACCACAUCUACUGUUCCAGAUGAACAUUUGAACAUUGUUAAACGUGAUCUUGGAGAAGGAAUUUCAACAUCAAAAUCAGAUGCGAAUAAAAAAGGGGGACCUAAAGAUCCUGUAGUAAUUGUUUCCGGCACCGCAAUUAAAUGGCUGGUCAAACUAGUUACACCGUGUAAAACGAAUACAGUUCAGAAGCCUUAAAUAACACACAAGGAUAUGUCCAUGAGCUAUGGGGCAAAAACCUCAUGUUCUUAAACUGUUUGGCUUUCUCAACUCAAAUUUCAUUUGCAAUUUCUUCUCUGCUAAUGCAUAAAAAUAACAUUAUAAUUAAGUUAUAUAAUAUAUAGUUAUACUACAUCAUGGGUGCUCAACCUGUGGCCCUCCAGCUGUUGCGAAACUACAAUUCCCAUCAUGCCUCUGCCUUUGGGAGU